Molecule: messenger RNA, 1248 nt
Organism: Cygnus atratus (black swan)
Lineage: Eukaryota; Metazoa; Chordata; Aves; Anseriformes; Anatidae
Product: histamine H3 receptor-like
Biological process (GO): adenylate cyclase-activating adrenergic receptor signaling pathway
Cellular component (GO): membrane
Molecular function (GO): histamine receptor activity
Source: RefSeq, a predicted model, not a curated record
AUGCAGAAGGACCUUUUUUUCUGGACUGAACUGACCUGGAUAUACAACAUGCACAACAGCACUGCUGAAGCUGAUGGGAACAUAAUGGUACCAUGUAACGGGACUUCAUCCCCACAGCCGGAGACCUCAGAGUUUGCCAUGGGUGUCUUGGUGCUCCUGGCUCUGCUUAUGGUGCUGCUAGCUCUGGUCACAGUCCUUGGAAACGUCCUGGUGAUCCUUGCUUUCAUCAUGGACAGAAAUCUCAGGCAUCGGAGCAACUAUUUCUUUCUCAAUCUUGCUAUUUCUGACUUUGCAGUGGGUGCAUUCUGCAUACCACUGUACAUCCCUUAUGCCCUGACAGGGACCUGGUACUUUGGAAGAGGCCUUUGCAAGCUCUGGCUAGCUAUGGACUAUCUCAUGUGCACAGCUUCAGUGUUUAACAUUGUCCUUAUCAGCUACGACCGUUUCCUGUCAGUUACAAAGGCUGUAUCUUACAGAGUCCAGCGGGGAAUAAUGUCCAACCCUGUUGUCAAGAUGGUGGCCAUCUGGAUCUUUGCCUUCCUCCUCUACUGCCCAGCAAUUCUCUUGUGGGAACGUGUGUCUGGCUACAGCACGGUGCAGGAAGGGCAGUGCCACGCUGAGUUCUUCGACAACUGGUACUUCCUCCUUUGUGCAUCCACCCUGGAGUUCUUUGUGCCGCUGCUCUCAGUCACCUACUUCAAUGUGCACAUCUUCCACAACAUCCAGAGGCGCCAGAGACGUGGUAGCAUUCAGGACUCUGAGGCUCCAAGGAGCAGCAGCUCGUCCUGGAGAUCUUGCUUCUUGCCAAGGCCUGAUGUGUCAUCUUCGUUGGAAGUGGAGGACAGUGUUUCAUCAUUAACGAGGUCGUUGAGACCAUCACUGGUUUCUACCUGCCCAUCUCCACCACCAAUGAGUCCCACGCCUCUCAAAAAGGACUUCUCUGCUUCUUUCCGCACAAAUGCUGGGUCAAAACUGCAAAGAGACAAAAAAAUUGCAAAGUCGCUUGCCAUAAUUGUUUGUGUCUUUGCCAUUUGCUGGGCACCAUAUACCUUACUAAUGAUUAUUCGUGGGGCCUGCCAAGGUCGGUGCAUUCAUAGAACCCUGUAUGAAAUUACCUUUUGGCUUUUAUGGCUCAAUUCCUCUCUGAACCCAUUUCUUUACCCACUCUGUCACAUGAGGUUUCGAAUGGCCUUUAUGAAAAUAUUGUGUCCCCAAAAGUUUGCAAAGUUGAGAUCACCUUCUAUUUAG